Messenger RNA from Haemonchus placei, 1581 nucleotides. NCBI's taxonomy places the organism in Eukaryota, Metazoa, Nematoda, Chromadorea, Rhabditida, Trichostrongylidae. The record is from the annotation of a GenBank genome assembly.
UUCAGUGUUGGCAUCUCAAGUGCUCUCAGUGCGUUCUACAGUCUAUUUCUUACCAUUUCCGCCGUCGUUCUUGAACUUUCACAUGUGCUCUCUGAAGAAGAGGAAAGAGAAGUCACUAUUAAAGACAUGAUAUUCGGUAUGUACAUGUAUGGUGUCUCUAUACUAUUCUUCUUCUACAUGUACAUUGUACUACUUUUGAAUCCACAAUGGUAUUGGGCAGUGAAUGUGUUGCAGGUUAUCCACUUCAUACAACUUUUUUUUGCCUUCGUAGCAUCAUCGCUGUGUUCUACUGUCAGCACCACAAGAAAGGUGACUCAUGCCGGUACUUCAACCGGGAGUCUCUUCCUGAGAUUUGGCUGCGUUGUGUUCGGGGUUAUUGGGGUUGUUUAUUAUUCAUUCCUGGUCUUUUUGUGUUUCGUCGACUCAAGUUGCUCCGUAUUCAUCACUACGCUAGAAGUAUUCUCCAUCGUGUUCAUUUUUGUCCAAAUGCAUUUUAUCUUCUGUAACUCAAAGCUAUCCAUCACUGGUCAUCAUCCAAUAGCACGAUUUGGAACCAUGCACCUCAUAGCUGCCAAUUUAUGGACGUGGAUUCGAUACGUAUUAUUGGAAGAAGGAGCAAUGGAGAAGGAGAUCAGAGAAGUCUUCCAUGUAAUACACAGCCAAAAUGAGUCUGGAAUGGAUAAAGCCACGGUUGAUGCGUUUGAACACCGAGAUAUCGAAAGUGGUUGCCAAUCAGUGGAAUGCAUGCUAGGCAGUGUGUCCGAAAUGAUGUAUGCGGCUAUCGUGGAAUAUUCACUUAUCGCUGCUGCCGUGAUGUAUAUUGUCUGGAAAAACAUAGGCCGAGUACAUUAUAAUUCAGAGUACGUGAAACGGAAAUACCACAUUCGGAUGGACUGCUCGAACACUACAACUGGGCUAUUUCUAGGAUUGAUUUUUCUGAUAGGAACAUUCUCGUCUAUGCUCAUUUAUUACGGUUACUCAAUUCUGGGCGAAAAUACGAGUGCAGCGUUUGCAUAUGCAAUUACCGACAUUGUACAGUACAUUAUGGCUACUAUUGGUUGUGUGAUAGCUAUUUACUAUAUGAGAAGCUUGAGUCGUACUGACAAACGCGACAGUCACUCGUCGAAAGACCAGGAACUUUUGGACCAUAUACUUUUGAUGCUUGGACUGGUCGGUGAGCUGAUGUACUCGGUGGCAGGACUUGUUGGUUUGACGGGAGAAGGACAAUGGCAGCCGCUUGCAUUCCUUCUGUUCGUCGUGCAUAUUCUGAGAUUAAUACAGGUCGGGACACAGACAUUUGUAAUAUACCUAGCCACUAAAGUGAAGGCCGGAAUAUCCAACAGACGGAGUCAGCCUGGAAAACAAGCCAUCACCUUUCUGCUAGCAGUCAAUUUGUCACUGUUCAUGAUGAACCUUUUCCAAAGUCAGAAACCGGCCCUUUCCGAAAAUAUCAUUGAUUUCUAUGGAAAGCGAUCAUGGGUAUUUCUUGUUCGCAGCUUUUCUCCAUUGACGGUAUUCUACCGAUUUCAUAGCUCCGUCUGUCUAGCUGAAAUAUGGAAGAGCGUCUAUGCAAACAAGUGA